AAAGCGUGAGGACAACGACGAUUACCAAAAAAAAUACAUAUUUUUGACGCAACACAAAUGCGGUCGCUGGCCUCUGUUUAACAAGUUUGCCACACAAAAAAAAACAUUAAAAUACACAGUAAACGACAGCAAGAUACCCUGUAAAUGACUGCUUCAAAUUUAUGUCUUGCUCUUUUCCAAAGGGUUGAAAUUGGCAUUUUACGGUUUUGGUUUAAAAAAUUCACAAACUUUCCAGUUUCCAGAUUUUCUACUUCCAUACAUUUGUAGCUAAAAAAAGACAAAGGAUUAAGAUAUGGAUUAAAAGAUUAAGCCAAGAAAGCUGUCCAUCAGAAUAGCUUCCAUUGUACUGUUCAGCUCAUCAGAAAGACAGUUCUAUUAAAACUGUAGCUUCUGGAUUUAUUCUCCACCUACCUCAGCAACGAUAUAUAUAUACAUACUUUACAUGAUCAUAACUAUCGCCUUAUAUGUUUUAAAGAAGCUCUAAAGCUUUUAUAUUUUACUUUAUACCGUCUACAAAAGUCUUGCAUCAAACACUUUUUGGCCAUUUCUUUGGCUACAGGGUAUUAGAAAAAAAUUUUAACUGAGCAUCCAAUUCGUAAAACCAGCUUCAGUCUCUUGAAGAUUCUUGCUGUCGUCUGCCAACUUUCAGUUACCAAACUGUCUCUCUGCCGCGCAAAUCGCUUGAAAAACCCCGACUAAAAAACUCAAAUAAAACAUAAAAAUCUUUCGUUAAAAUGCGCAGUUGUUUUACGCGAAAAUGUCUGCGGCUGGAGCUGCUGCUGCUGCUUGGUCUGCUUUCGCCCGGCCAGCCGGCGAAUCUGCUGAACAGCUAUCUGCCCGCCUCCAUGCAGGCGCUGGCCUACUACAUCGAUCUGCUGCAAUACGAGCCGCUGUCCAGCACCACGGCGGAGCCGCCGUUCAGUGCUGAGGGUCAGCAGGAUGCGAGCACCAGCCCGCUGCCACCGCCCAGUUCCACUUCAAAGCCAGCUGCUGCUGCUGCUGCUGCUAGACCCGAAAGCACAACGCGUCGUCCCACCGGCAGCACCAGCGGCUGGUGGCAGCCGCCUAGCUGGUGGGAGACGCCGCAACGCACCACAACCACGGCAAAACCGUCAGCAGCGCCAACGCCGCCACAUGGACCUGCGCUGUAUGCACCACCUGGAGGCAGGCGAGCACCUGUGCCGCUGGAGGGUCAGGCGCUGUUCGAUGAGAUUCACGAUGAUACGGACUUUGAUAGGCUGCCGCUCUCGCUGAUCCGUGAUAUACAGACGGAGGCGCUGCACGAUGACUUCACCAACGAUGUGGAAUCAUUGGAUAACUUCUUGCGUCUAUAUGAUGAUAAUUAUGGGCGUGCCGCUUUUGACGUUGAGUCGGCCAUGGAUCGCUGGAGCAGCACAUCGACGGCGGGCAAGAAACGUGUGCCGCCCACCAAGCCCUAUGUGGACUUUCUGCUUGUCUACGAUCUGCUCAAGCGUGAUGCCAAAGCGGCGAAUUUGAGCAAAUACGAGGGCUACUCAGACGAUUUGCUGCAGCAGCUGUUCGAGCUGUCGAAUGCCUCUUCCACGCGGCAGUUGCACACCCUGUUCCAGCGCAUGCUGGACCGUGGCGAUAUACAGCGCAGCGAUGUGGUGGCCCGUGUUCAGGGCAUUCUUAAGGAUCUGGGCAAUCCGAAUAGCCCCACGUCCAAGGCGCUCGUUCACAUACCCAGCAUGCAGUUUUUGCCCUAGUUCUUAAGGGUUUUUUGUCCAUUCAUCGAGCACAUAAUAAAUUCUUAAUUCAUAAUAUAUUCAUUUCAAA
This is a messenger RNA of Drosophila montana, 1797 nucleotides long. RefSeq names its product Ecdysone-inducible gene E3 (gene ImpE3). The coding region runs from base 735 to 1727 and encodes 330 amino acids. The record is from RefSeq and is a predicted model, not a curated record. The transcript has a single exon. Lineage: Eukaryota; Metazoa; Arthropoda; Insecta; Diptera; Drosophilidae.